This is a messenger RNA of Sinocyclocheilus anshuiensis, 1773 nucleotides long. Its product is annotated as C1GALT1-specific chaperone 1-like. NCBI's taxonomy places the organism in Eukaryota, Metazoa, Chordata, Actinopteri, Cypriniformes, Cyprinidae. Gene Ontology annotation, molecular function: N-acetylgalactosaminide beta-1,3-galactosyltransferase activity. The transcript has 2 exons. Bases 19 to 1116 code for a protein of 365 amino acids. The record is from RefSeq and is a predicted model, not a curated record.
CUUAUCCCGUCCAAAUUAAUGAGAUGGAGGGCAGGUGAAACUGACUCCAGAACAGAUACUACUUUUUUGUUGUUUUCCGGUUGUGUGUACGGAAAUGAAUGCGACGUUGUAGCGUCUAAAUGUGAGCACUCUUCUGUGUUAUUGAAAGGGUUACAGUCGAGCAUGAUGUCUGAGGGCAGUUCAUUUAUGAAAGGCAUGAUCCUAGGGGGCAUAUUCUGCCUGGUGAUGGCUUUCUUUGAGACCUUUAAUUCAGGAACCCACUCAGAAGGUCGUGAGCAUCUCCACCAUCAUCUGAAACCUGUCAGCAAAGAUGAACUACAAAAGUUAUCAGAGUCUCAGAUGUCUGACUGGACCCUGCAGGUUCGAGUGUACUGUCUCAUCAUGGUCACUCCCAAGCUCCUGGUCCACUGGGCGACAGCCAAUGACACUUGGAGCAAACACUGUGACAAAUCUGUGUUCUACACGUCAGAAUCGUCCAAAGCUCUAGAGGCGAUUGACCUACAGGAGCAGGAUGAGUGGGCUAGGCUACGCAAAGCCAUCAAACACGCCUACGAGAAUGCUGGAGACCUGCGCUGGUUCUUCGUGGCCCGGCCCACCACGUACGCAAUUAUAGAGAACCUCAAGUAUUUGGUGUUGGAUAAAGAUCCAAGCCAGCCGUUUUACAUUGGCCACACGGAAAAGUCCGGAGAGCUGGAUUACGUGGAGUAUGACAGCGGGAUUGUGCUGAGCUAUGAAGCAAUGAGGAGGCUGAUAGAGAUAUUCAAAGAUGAGGACAGAUGUCCAGAGCGGGGACACGCCUUGUGGAAGACGCCUGAAGAAAAGCAGCUCGCCACCUGUCUGAAGUACACCGGGGUGUUCGCUGAAAACGGAGAGGAUGCACAAGGCAAAGGGCUUUUUAACAAGAAGAGCGUCAGCUCCUUGAUUUCCGACAGCAUGGGCCAAAACCCAGCCGACGUCGUAGAGGCCUGUUGUUCUGACAUGGCCAUCACGUUCGGUGGCAUGUCUCCGAGCCAGAUACAGGUUUUGAUGUAUGGCGUCUACAGACUCCGGCCAUAUGGACACGAUUUUCAUGAUUCCUUGACAUUUCUGCCUCCUAAUGACUCUGAUAAUGACUGAUUGACUUCAUGGUUUCUGUACUGGAACUGUUACUGUAUUGAAAUGUUGAUCAUAACUGGGAGCAGGGCCGAAUUAGAUGUGAUGUGCAGUUUGUACUUUAAUUCUGAUCAUGUGUUCUGAAAGUUGGUGCGGGUGUGCAAGUUGAGGGGUUUUCACUGCUUUCUGCUACAAAUGCAUUCUGGCAAAAGCAAAAGGAUAAUUUUUUGCAUAUAAGUUAAUAAUGAGGGGCCAAUAUUGGAUAAUUUUGUACACUUAUAGUGUUUUGAACAAAAAUUACACUAGAUAUAUGAAUGGCGCACAUUUGGAUCAGAUAUGCACUGUUAUGCAAAAUUAAAAGACCCUAUAAAGUAUAUAAUGCUAAAUGUAUACUUAAUAUGAUCUGUUUGAUGAUAACUGUCUAUAUCACCCUUAAAAAUGUCAAACUAAUGUGGCUUGAAAGGUUAAUAAGCUUGAGAUUGUAAAAUUACUUUUGCAUAGAAAAUUAUUUAUUUACAUAUCGAAAUGUUUUCUUUCUGUAAUUCAGAUGUACUUCAUCAUACACUGGCUUGUGAUUUUUUUUUUGAAUGUUCUUUACUACAUUUAUUAAGUAAACACAUCAGGAUGCUUGUUUUCACCUGUAUAGUAAAGGUUACAAAUAAAAGAGUGCUAUCAACAGAU